CAGCUUGACUGGGAAUGUGCUGAAUGGAGAUCACAUGUUAUACAUUUUUUCUAAGUCCCAGUAUCGCCCUGGGAUCUCUCUGGGGGUGUUUCCUGAUGGCCAGGGCAACAGUCCUGGUUGAUAUCCUCGUAUUUGGAAAUUUCAGACAGGACCAGACUUUGGGCUCCAGGUAUUUCAGGAUCACACUGGGACGUCUGCUUUACAGGAGUGAACAACAGCACGACUCAGGCAGAUGCACGCUGCUCCUUGGAAGUCAUUGGGGACGGCUUCCACUUCGGGGCAUUCUGUACAGGGCGCGCAGGGCACGCAAUAACUGCUCAAAUGGGGUUUGAAAAGGAAAGAAUUCAUCUACGGGGGCUCUUCGGAAUAGAUGCGUGCGGACAUGACUGCCCACGGAAGACCUGUUGAGCCGCCAGAAACCCAGGUAACACGCCUCUAAAGCCACUUCUUCGUGUGAUGCCACCGUUCCUUCCCACGCUCGCCCUGCCCACGGCGGCAAGGAAGCAGCCUGCACGCCUGGGUUCAGGCCUGUGCGCCGGCUUCUGCCUCUGCUCGGGAUCCUGCGCGCUCCGGCCCGCCGGGCAGCCCGACGGGGGAUGCUGGCCCUGCUGCUCUGCGGCGUGUCCCUCGCGCUUCCGUCCUUUGUCCGAGCAGACGCGUGCAAGAAUGUUAGUUUGCAAAACGAGGCACCUUCCGCAGGCCAGCCUUUUGCUUUUAAUUGUACGUACCCUCCGCUGACGUCUGGGAAGGUACAUGUGACGUGGUACAAGCAUCCUAGCAGAAUCCCAAUAUCCAAAAACACACAGUCUAGAAUUCACCAGGAGCAAAACUGGAUUUUGUUUCUCCCCCUGACACAGGAGGACUCUGGGAUCUACCAAUGUGUCAUAAACAGUACAAACACCUGUCACAGAAUACAUGUAAACCUAACUGUGUUACGAAAAUACUGGUGUGAUAUUUCUGGAAAUGGUCAACUGAUUUUAUCAGACGAAUACAAACAAAUACUACAUGCCGGAAGGGACGAUAGUCUUACGUGUCAUCUGAACUUCCCACAGAGUUGUGUUUUGGAUUCAAUAACGUGGUAUAAGGACUGUAAAGAGAUUAAAGAAGGACGGUUUAUUCGCUGGGGAAUAAAGCUUUCGGUGAGCAAUGUUUCAGCAGAGGAUGGAGGGAACUAUGCAUGCCAAGCCCGACUGACACACACAGGGAAACACUACACUGUUUUAAACAGCAUCACUGUGCGUAUCACAGAAACAAAUGGAUAUGCAGGAAGAAUUCCUAAAAUCAUUUAUCCGAAAAACAAUUCAAUUGAAGUACAACUUGGCUCCGCCCUUACUGUGGACUGCAACAUCACAGACACAAGGGAUAACACAAAUCUCCGAUGCUGGAGAGUCAAUAACACCUUAGUGGAUGAUUACUACAAUGAAUCCAAACGGAUCAGAGAAGGAUCUGAAUCCCACAUUCCUUUUCAGAAACAUGUUUUUUACACAGUGAACAUAACCUUCUUGGAAGUGAAAAUGGAAGAUUAUGGCCAUCCUUUCAUCUGUCAUGCUGGAGUGUCAGCAGCAUACUUUAUCUUAAAACUCCCAGCUCCAGAUGUUCGAGCCUACUUGAUAGGAGGGCUUCUCGCCUUGGUAGGUGCAGCGGUGUCUGUCACGUACAUCUACAACAUUUUUAAGAUUGACAUUGUACUCUGGUAUCGGAGUGCCUGCCAUUCUCCUGGGACCAAAGAAGAUGGCAAGCUGUAUGAUGCCUAUGUCUUAUACCCCAAGCCUCAAGGAGAAAUCCAGAGCCAUGAUGUGGACACGCUGGUGUUGAAGAUCCUGCCCGAGGUGCUGGAAAGGCAGUGUGGAUAUAAGUUAUUCAUAUUUGGCAGGGAUGAGUUUCCUGGACAAGCUGUGGCCAAUGUCAUCGAUGAAAAUAUCAAGUUGUGCAGGAGACUGAUCAUCAUCUUAGUUCCCGAAUCCCUGAGCUUUGACUUGUUAAAGAACAUGUCAGAAGAACAAAUUGCAGUCUACAACGCACUCAUCCAGGAUGGGAUGAAAGUCAUUCUGAUUGAACUGGAGAAAGUCAAGGACUACACAGCCAUGCCGGAGUCCAUUCAGUACAUCAAGCAGAAGCACGGGGCCAUCCAGUGGAGUGGGGACAUCACUGAACAGUCACAGUGUGCAAAGACCAAGUUCUGGAAAAAAGUGAGGUAUCACAUGCCACCCAAGAAGCUUCCACCAUCUUCUUCUGCCCAGCUGCUGAAGCACACGUCCUGACACCUCAUGGCUGGCUAGUGGGGGGCCAGUGUGGGGUUGGUUACCCAUGAUGGUGUUGGUGGCAUGGAGUGGCUCACGGUUGGACAAGGAUGCAUUGCAUUUGGGCCGACGACUUGAAGCUUGCCAUUGUGUACUUGUUGCAACAGGGCCUCUGUCUGUUGCUCGUUUUAAUCAGAGCUCCUUUAGGGGAAGAUGUCACUUUUCCAAGAGGCCCUCAUUCACUUAUGGGGUCUGAUGAACCCUCCCUGAACACAAAGUAGAUAUAGCAUGUGAGCCCCUGGGGGAUGGGACAGGGAGGAUUAUAGAGUGGCAGUUGAGAUGUCAAGAAGUUUGGUGCACAGUGUGACACCCAUGGGGCCAGAUAGGGAAGCCAAGGGAUGGCAGGAGGCAAUCUGUGGUCCUAGGGAGGGCUGGCAGGGAGAACAGCACUUUUUUCAUGACCACAAUCUUAGUACACGGAUACUGGAAGUCACUUAGAGGUCACACAAGUGUGGCCCCACUGGGAUUGCCCAUUAACUACCUUCCCAUUGGGCCCCCUUGAAAGACUUUAUCUGUCAAAUCAAAAUAAGUAACAUUUCACUUGUUUUUCCAGCUGGCCUAUGAGUGCCAGGAUUCUGAGCAACAUGUGAGAGACACAGUUAGCACCUGGACAUGAUGCAAUUCUAGGCCAUGUGAAACAAAUUAAUCUUUCAGCAUCCCCUCAUCACAAGUCAAUUUAUGGCAUAGCAAACAAGGCCCAAGGAUUUUUGAUGCUAAAAAUUAGCUGUAAACUCAUUAUGACUUUCAAAGACUCUGACCUGAGGAGCUUAGAUAAGAGUCCAAGUCUCUUGUUCUGUGGUUGAUGAUAUCAAGCCCUAACAAGUGGCCUGCUGUGGUCAAAAUUUUUGUGUCCUGCACAUUCACAUGUUGCGAUCCUAACACCCAAUGUCAUGGUUUUGGGAGCUGGGGCCUUCAGGAGGUGAUCGGGUCAGAAGGGUGGAGAUUUCAUGAAUAGUACUCUCAUGGAAGAUACCCCAAGAAGUCCCUUACCGUUUCUGUUAUUUAUAAGCCACUCAGCCUGUGGUAUCUCAUGAUGGUGGCCCAAACAGACUAAAGCAUGGCCCUGAUGAAGAGUCCAUGGGGGCUGGAUGGGGGUCGACCAAUGGGCAAGACAGGAGACGGGGGAGGGGGAAGAGGAGCAGGAGGAAUGAGUUGGGAGAACAGAGACCCCAGCAUGCAGGAAAGAGUAGUGUGUGGAGCAAGGUGGGAGGAAGGGAACAGAAACAGUUAGCUCUGCGUCCUCCUUUAUAGGCCUCUGAUGUGUUCCUCAUUCUGUUCCCCUUCACCCCUCAGAUUUCUCUUCUCUGCUUAGUACCUGGAGAUUGCUGUUGAUGUUGGAGAAGGCUCUGUGGCACUUUGCUCUUCACUUUGUCUUAUGUGGAAACCAUCCCCUACAGCCUCCACCUUCUUUCCAAGCCCUUUCUCUCCAGAGGAUGAAGAGAGGCAGAGCAGCCCCAUGAUUCAGGAGACAGGGUGAGACCAUAGAAUGUGUCCUCUGUCAGGCCCUCCCAGCAUGCCUAUGAAUUUUAGGAAAAGGUUCUCCAGGAUUCUCCAGUGACUAACAUUUUAUAAAUAAAUGACUGUAUCUACACAAGUUGAGGCUAUGAGAAAAAAAAAAAAAAGCCAUUCCAUCAGAGGCAAAGAUAUUUUCUGAAAAUAUGGCAGGGCAGCCCAGGUGGCUCAGUAGUUUAGCACUGACUUCAGCCCAAGGUGGGAUCCUAGAGACCUCAGAUCAAGUCCCACAUCGGGCUCCCUGCCUGGAGCCUGCUUCUCCCUCUGCCUGUGUCUCUGCCUCUCUCUCUCUCUCUCUCUCUCUCUCUCUUAUGAAUAAAUAAAUAAAAUAAAAUAAAAAAAAAUCUAUGGCAGAUGGGAUGCCAGCACUAUUGGUGAAUUUUUUUUAAUUGGAAUUAUUUUUUAAGUCAAAAACUUCCUUCCUCUCCAGUAUGUCCCCUAUGUUUCUUUUUGUUUAAAAGCAUGCCAAAGUGUAUUAACGUGAUAACAUUAAUGAAUUAAAUCAGCACAUUGCAAUUUUAUUGUUAUCAAAUAUGUUUUGUGUCCUAUGGAAGAAGCUUCUUUUCUCAAGGGUUCCAGCCUUUUAUGGAACCUACAUAUGUAGGUUGAAAAAACCUACAGCUGGAAAAACAAGUGAAUUUUAUGUAUUUGGACAUGGUGCUGGUGUUCUCAGGCUUGAAUAUAUUCUCUUAGUGACAGACCACGUGCUCUGAAUCAGGAUUUGUACAAUACAGACACAUGUAUUAAAAGACGCAUAAGGCUUGCCUUA
Messenger RNA from Nyctereutes procyonoides (raccoon dog), 4581 nucleotides. RefSeq names its product interleukin 1 receptor like 2 (gene IL36R). Gene Ontology annotation, biological process: signal transduction; regulation of inflammatory response. Gene Ontology annotation, molecular function: interleukin-1, type I, activating receptor activity. The record is from RefSeq and is a predicted model, not a curated record. The transcript is spliced from 11 exons. NCBI's taxonomy places the organism in Eukaryota, Metazoa, Chordata, Mammalia, Carnivora, Canidae. The coding region runs from base 597 to 2261 and encodes 554 amino acids.